AAUACACAGAUUGGGCCUCGUUUCCUAAGAUAGCUCGCGGCCAGUGUAAGGCGUAAGGCACACUGCCUCAUUGGAGGGAGCUGCGAUGGCUCUUGAGUACACUGACGAGCAGCAAAUGCUCACCGACUUGACCAAGCCCCGUAUCCUUCUUAUGGGCCCCCGUCGCAGUGGAAAAACCAGCAUUUUACGCGUCGUUUUUCAAAAAAUGCCUCCCCACGAAACUUUGUUUCUGGAGAGUACCCACGCCGUCGACAUCCGCUUGGCCAACAACAACCCCUUUCUGCAUUUUCAAAUCUGGGAUUUCCCCGGAGAUUUUUUUUUCUAUCGUGUGAGCCGUAACGGAGGGGAGGGAGGGGGAGGGGGAAGGGAAUUGGGCGGGAGCAUGACCCAGGAGGGAGAAGGGGAGGGUCCGAAAGAGAGAGAGCUUCUGGACGAAGUCGGCGUCUUCGGCGUCCCCGCAGCCUUGGUCUUCGUCUUGGAUGCACAGGACGAGCCCUACCACGAGGCCUUGACCCGUCUUGUGGACCUGGUGGCCCGGGGCCAGAGCGUGAACCCGUCGCUACAUGUGGUCGUUUUCAUCCACAAGGUGGACGGAGACCUCUUCCUUUCGGACGAGCACAAGGUCGACUGCCAGCGUGACGUCCAACACCGGAUCGCCCAGGAGCUCCGCGACGCCUCCCUUGAGCACGUGGAGGUUUCAUGUUUUCUCACCUCGAUUUACGACCACUCGAUCUUCGAGGCCUUUUCCAAGAUCGUCCAGCGCCUUACUCACCAGCUGCCCGUGAUGGAGAAUCUGCUCAACUACCUAAUCAGCGCCUGCAAGAUGGAGAAAUCUUUCCUCUUCGACGUGGUCAGCCGCCUUUAUCUGGCCACAGACUCGAAUCCAGUUGACAUGCAGACGUACGAGAUGUGCGUGGAUAUGAUCGACGUGGUCGUGGACGUCUCCUGUAUCUAUGGUGUCAAAUACGACGCGGAGGGGGAGGCGCAGGGCCCAGUCUACGACUCAGACUCCUCCUCGACGAUCCACCUUAGCAAUGGCAUGGUCCUCUACCUCCGAGAAGUGGACGACUAUCUCGCCUUUGUCGGACUGAUGCGGGCGGAAAAUUUUCAAAAGAAAGGCCUGAUUGAUUUUAACAUUGACUGCCUGAAACGUUCGUUAGGGCGUCUCUCAAGCGAGGGUGGAAGUGGGGGAGGUGGGAAAGGAGAUGUUCACGAAGAAAAGAGAAACAUCAUGAGCGGCGCGUCUCGCAAAGGUACUCCCGAUCCCUACCAGAGAAUAAGGAAUGGGCCAGCGUCGAUGAGCGACUUUGGAGAAAUAAAGUAAAAACAUAUCUUCGACACCGCAA
Messenger RNA from Nannochloropsis gaditana CCMP526, 1346 nucleotides. Its product is annotated as ras-related gtp binding c. Gene Ontology annotation, biological process: cellular response to amino acid stimulus; regulation of autophagy; positive regulation of TOR signaling. Gene Ontology annotation, molecular function: GTP binding; GTPase activity. Gene Ontology annotation, cellular component: nucleus; lysosome; Gtr1-Gtr2 GTPase complex. The transcript is spliced from 4 exons. The coding region runs from base 86 to 1324 and encodes 412 amino acids. The record is from RefSeq and is a predicted model, not a curated record.